Molecule: messenger RNA, 306 nt
Organism: Symbiodinium necroappetens
Lineage: Eukaryota; Dinophyceae; Suessiales; Symbiodiniaceae
Source: the annotation of a GenBank genome assembly
AUGCAAGCCCUGAUGAACGUCGAUCCUACACCUUACGUUUGCGCCAACAGCGCGACCUUCAUUUGCAUGGACACGCCGGCUUGCGAUAGCCUCCUGAACACAGCAGAGAGCUACGACCUCUUCCACGUGCCCAGAAGUGAGGAGGAACUCGAGAACACGUGCAACCCUCCGGACACAUCCACGAGCACUGCGGCCAGCACUCAAGAAAGCCCAGCGGAACAGGCAGAUGUGAUUCCGGCUGCGCGUAGCAUCCCAGAUGUGGGGCCGACCCCUUCCACGAGCUUGAGGACGGCAGAGGGCUGCUGA